Molecule: messenger RNA, 2313 nt
Organism: Mus caroli (Ryukyu mouse)
Lineage: Eukaryota; Metazoa; Chordata; Mammalia; Rodentia; Muridae
Gene: Tmc1
Product: transmembrane channel like 1
Biological process (GO): vestibular reflex; detection of mechanical stimulus involved in sensory perception of sound
Cellular component (GO): plasma membrane
Molecular function (GO): voltage-gated calcium channel activity; mechanosensitive monoatomic ion channel activity
Source: RefSeq, a predicted model, not a curated record
AUGCAUUCAAGUAAUUGCUGCCCAUGUCUCCUUUCUUCAACAGUGCAAAUCCAAGUGGAGGAGAAAGAAGAGGAUACAGAGGAAAGCUCAAGUGAAGAAGAAGAAGAUAAACUACCUAGAAGAGAGAGUUUGAGACCAAAGAGGAAACGGACCAGAGAUGUCAUCAAUGAGGAUGACCCAGAACCGGAGCCAGAGGAUGAAGAAACAAGAAAGGCAAGAGAAAAAGAAAGGCGGAGGAGGCUGCGGAGAGGAGCGGAAGAAGAAGAAGAAAUCGACGAAGAGGAAUUAGAACGGUUAAAAGCACUGCUCGAUGAGAAUAGACAAAUGAUCGCUACUGUCAAAUGUAAACCUUGGAAAAUGGAGAAGAAAAUUGAAGUUCUCAAGGAAGCAAAGAAAUUUGUGAGUGAGAAUGAAGGCGCUCUUGGGAAAGGAAAGGGAAAGAAGUGGUUUGCAUUUAAGAUGAUGAUGGCCAAGAAAUGGGCGAAAUUCCUCCGAGAUUUUGAGAACUUCAAGGCAGCUUGCGUCCCAUGGGAAAACAAAAUCAAGGCAAUUGAAAGUCAGUUUGGUUCCUCAGUUGCCUCGUACUUCCUGUUCCUCAGGUGGAUGUACGGCGUCAACAUGGUUCUCUUUGUGUUGACCUUCAGCCUCAUCAUGUUACCGGAGUACCUCUGGGGUUUACCGUAUGGCAGCUUACCUAGGAAAACAGUCCCAAGAGCUGAAGAAGCAUCUGCUGCCAACUUUGGUGUGUUGUAUGACUUCAAUGGCCUGGCACAGUACUCUGUCCUCUUUUAUGGCUAUUAUGACAAUAAACGCACGAUCGGAUGGCUGAAUUUCCGGCUACCUCUUUCCUACUUCCUGGUGGGGAUUAUGUGCAUUGGAUACAGCUUUCUGGUUGUCCUCAAAGCGAUGACCAAAAAUAUUGGUGACGAUGGCGGUGGCGAUGACAACACUUUCAACUUCAGCUGGAAGGUGUUCUGUAGCUGGGACUAUCUGAUUGGUAACCCCGAAACAGCCGACAACAAGUUUAACUCUAUCACAAUGAACUUUAAGGAAGCCAUCAUAGAAGAGAGAGCCGCCCAGGUGGAGGAGAACAUCCACCUCAUCAGAUUCCUGAGGUUUCUCGCUAACUUCUUCGUGUUCCUAACACUUGGUGCAAGUGGAUACCUCAUCUUUUGGGCUGUGAAGCGAUCCCAGGAGUUUGCCCAGCAAGAUCCUGACACCCUUGGGUGGUGGGAAAAAAAUGAAAUGAACAUGGUUAUGUCCCUCCUGGGGAUGUUCUGUCCCACACUGUUUGACUUAUUUGCUGAACUAGAAGAUUACCAUCCUCUCAUUGCUCUGAAGUGGCUCCUGGGGCGCAUUUUUGCUCUUCUUCUAGGCAACUUGUAUGUAUUCAUUCUCGCCUUGAUGGAUGAGAUUAACAACAAGAUUGAAGAGGAGAAGCUCGUGAAGGCCAAUAUUACCCUGUGGGAAGCCAACAUGAUUAAGGCUUACAAUGAAUCUCUCUCUGGGCUCUCUGGGAACACCACAGGAGCACCCUUUUUCGUUCAUCCUGCAGAUGUCCCUCGAGGUCCCUGCUGGGAAACAAUGGUGGGGCAGGAAUUUGUGCGUCUCACCGUUUCUGACGUCCUGACCACUUAUGUCACAAUCCUCAUUGGCGACUUCCUCAGAGCAUGUUUCGUGAGGUUCUGCAAUUACUGCUGGUGCUGGGACUUAGAAUAUGGAUAUCCUUCAUACACAGAAUUCGACAUCAGUGGCAACGUCCUCGCUCUGAUCUUCAACCAAGGCAUGAUCUGGAUGGGCUCCUUCUUCGCUCCUAGCCUCCCAGGCAUCAACAUCCUCCGUCUCCACACAUCCAUGUAUUUCCAGUGCUGGGCUGUGAUGUGCUGUAAUGUUCCAGAGGCCAGGGUGUUCAAAGCUUCCAGAUCCAACAACUUCUACCUUGGCAUGCUGCUACUCAUCCUCUUCCUGUCCACCAUGCCGGUCCUGUACAUGAUUGUCUCCCUUCCGCCAUCUUUUGAUUGCGGGCCCUUCAGUGGUAAAAACAGGAUGUUUGAAGUCAUCGGUGAGACCCUGGAACAUGACUUCCCAAGCUGGAUGGCGAAGAUCCUGAGGCAGCUUUCUAACCCUGGCCUUGUCAUUGCUGUCAUUCUGGUGAUGGUCCUGACCAUCUAUUAUCUCAAUGCUACUGCCAAGGGCCAGAAAGCAGCAAAUCUGGAUCUCAAAAAGAAGAUGAAACAGCAAGCUUUGGAGAACAAAAUGCGAAACAAGAAAAUGGCAGCGGCUCGAGCAGCUGCAGCUGCUGGUGGCCAGUAA